This is a messenger RNA of Periconia digitata, 396 nucleotides long. The record is from the annotation of a GenBank genome assembly. NCBI's taxonomy places the organism in Eukaryota, Fungi, Ascomycota, Dothideomycetes, Pleosporales, Periconiaceae.
ACAAUUGUCCACCCCAACUGCACCUCUCUCGCGCGCUCCCAAGCUCCGACAUCUCUCCGCCGUUUGCGGCCUCGUUUGAGCCAUCCGUCACCGCCAGCGGCACAGAGAAAAAAUUGUCCGACAGUACAGGUCAUUGUGAAACACCCUAGAGGCCCACCGGUUGUUGGCGGGGUGAGGGUUCCAAGGCUCGCAGCAACGCAUAUUCGUCACCUGAUACUUUUGGUUUCAAGAGUACACAAAAUGUUAGAAGGCCGUCGCGCACAAAGCCCUGCUGUCUGGCCAUCCGUUCCGCUUGAUGCUGACUUCUAUGCCGCGUCGCUCCCCUUGUUUCAACACCUCAGUAGCAAUGGUAUCGGCAUUUGCAAUUUGCUCUGUGUUCCUACUGACUUUUUGUGA